Musa acuminata AAA Group (dessert banana) is the source of this 435-nucleotide messenger RNA. Its product is annotated as glycine-rich cell wall structural protein 1-like. The record is from RefSeq and is a predicted model, not a curated record. The transcript has a single exon. The coding region runs from base 1 to 435 and encodes 144 amino acids. NCBI's taxonomy places the organism in Eukaryota, Viridiplantae, Streptophyta, Magnoliopsida, Zingiberales, Musaceae.
AUGACCGCCAGCGCGACCAACGCCCCGGCAACAGCUAUUCCGACGAGGGUUUUGGCCACGGAAUUGUCGUUGGAGUGGGCUGAUGGUGUGGUCGAUGGUGAGGCAGUUGAGUUUUUGGUAGAAGAUGUGGAGGACGGCCGCAAACUACUAUAUGCUGGAGGAGGAGGGGUGUUUAUUUGGGUAGGUGUCGCAGGAGGAGGAGCGGCGGUGGUUGAAGGUGCAGGGGUGGAAGUGGAUGGAGGAGAUAGAGCAGAGCCUGGUGGAGUUGUCUGCGUGGGUGGGGAAGGGGGUGAUGGAGUAGAGAUUGGUGUAGGAGGAGCUGUCACGACGACAGGGGCGUCUGGCGGCGGAGGGGGGAAUUUGGAAUCCGAUGCCGGGGUAGGUGGAGGCGAUGAUGCUGGCAGAGGAGGCGGAGGAGGGGAUGCUGAGUCAUAA